UUAGGUAUGGAAGAAGCGCUUGAAAAAUUCUUAUCGACCCACUCGCUGGGAACGUUUCUCCUAGACAGCGACACAGCUGCUUUGUUCAAGGAUGUACAGGAGAAGCGAGCUCAGCUUCGGGCAGCCGAUGCCAAGAAGGAAGAAAUUCAAGAAGAUCUCCGGUGUCGGCAGGAGGAGCUCGAAAGUCUACGAAAUAUCCUGAGUCAGAUUCAGGACCUGUGGGAGUCCCACAAGCAGCAAGUUCAAGCUGAAGCUGCGACUGAAGUUGAAACACGGCGAGAAAUUUCGGCGAUCAAGCAGAGCUGCGUUCAAACGGAGAAGCAACUCCAGAAGGUCCAAGAAGACAGCGAGCGUCUCGAGUACCUGCAACUGACGAGGGAGGCUGAAGCUCGUAAACUGGAGGAGCAGAUGGCGGGAGACCAGGAGUUGCUGGAAGGACUUCUGCAGCAGGCUGCAGAGUUGGAAAAUAACAACCAACUCCUCCUGCAAUUCUCUGCUGCUGACGAUAGCACUCUCAAGGUCCAAGAAGACAGCGAGCGUCUCGAGUACCUGCAACUGACGAGGGAGGCUGAAGCUCGUAAACUGGAGGAGCAGAUGGCGGGAGACCAGGAGUUGCUGGAAGGACUUCUGCAGCAGGCUGCAGAGUUGGAAAAUAACAACCAACUCCUCCUGCAAUUCUCUGCUGCUGACGAUAGCGCUCUCAAGGAAGUAUUUUUGGCGCUGGAGAAGAGCGGUCUCGAGGUGGCGCGAGCAGAGACAUCGCUCGAGGAAGCACGUCACGACGAAGCCGCUGAGCAGAGCGCGCAGCAAGCCCUGGCUGCUGCCUUCGUCGAGACGGCGCGACGCAGAGACGAGCUGCUCGUCCAGUGGGAGCUUUGCCUCGUCACGCUCACACAGAAAGGCGACGAGCAUAAGUGUAUUGUUCAGAGAUUCCUGGAACUGCGCGACAAAAUUAAAGAAGCUGAAAAAGGUGAGCGCGAAGAGGCUGCUUUCCUGUCCCGUCUGCGCAGUUCGUGCAAACGCAUUGAGCGAAAACUCGCUAAGAAACUGAAAAUGUCCUCGGAUCUCUACCAUCAAAUACAUGAGGCUGAAGCCACCAAGCUCGAACUGUCGGCACAAGAAGCAGGUUUACGAAACGCUCUCAAGAGAAUCGAAGAAGAAAUACUCAGAGUGAAGAAAGACAUCAACCAAGAGAAGGAGGCUCUGGAAGAGAAGGAAACCAGGGUGAAAAAACUAGAGUCGAGGAUCGAGAAGACGCAACAAAGGCUCGCGCUCAACACUGAACUUCUGGUGAACACAACUGCUGAAGCCAGGCUGUUAGACGCCAGUGUUGAGGAGAGAGAAAGAGAACUUCAAGAAGUAAUGCGCAAGAAGGACCAAGCGGGGACAAUUCUACAGCAGCAUCAGACAGAACUACAGGCAACUAUACAGGCAGAGAAAGCGCAGCUGGGAGAAAUAGAGGCGUUAAAAUGCCACAUCAAACGCACGGCGAUUGAAACCAAGAAAGCCUCAGCCAGCAUUGAAAAACUCAGAGAGCUUUGCUAUCACCAGAGGUCUGAGCUGCAAACACUGAAACAGAAAAUUUACGACUUGACUCACGACGCCAACAACAACGAAGAAGUGAUCAGCAAGCAGCAGCAGAUCAAAAUUAUGGAAACAGACCUGAAAAAUUUACUCGAUACCGUCAACGACUUGAAGAGGCAAACUUCUGCUCUCAUGUGUCAGCUCAGCAGUAGCUGCAACGACCUAUCGAAGAAACAGAAGAACUUCGACAACGUAAAAGAAGAACUGCAGUCCGUCCAGAUGGCCUGCGAGAAUUGUGAGAGAGAAAAACGACGUCUGAUCAACGAAUGCGAGGCGACAGACGUACAACGCGCGCUGCAGCAGCUGCAGCUGCGCCAGCGCCGUGCAGAGCUGCAACGUGUCCGUGCAGCGGCUGAAGACCUCAACAAAUCCCGGAGUCAAAUGUCCAAGCUCAUCGAUGAGCAGUGCGACGAAGUGAAGAACAAAAUCAAAGAGCGGGAGAAGGAGAUACGGGCAUCGGAACAAACUCUACACUACGAGACACUGAGUCUGCACCAGAGCUCCACUAAACUUAGCCAGAUCCAAAAACGGUACACUGAGAUUCGUGUCAGUUUGGGAGCCGAGAAGGAAGAAGAGACUGAGAUAACGGCAGCUAGGGCCUUAAUGAAGGUAGAGCAAGACAUAUCGGGCCUGCAAGAGGCCGAGGACCUGGUGGAGGAGGCGGUGCUGGAGGCACAAGAGGACCUUGAGGCCCUCAACAUCCUCCUGCAAGAGGCUCGCAACGAAGGCCAGCAGCUGCGUCGUGAGCUGCAUUCCGUCAUCACCGAGAGUGUGGAAGACAAGCCGCGUCUGGAACUGGAAGCAGAAGUCCAACAAAUUAAGAAACGUAUUCUCCAGGGUCAGGAAAAUUUAAAAAGCUUUCAAAGAGAACUGGAGCCGGACGUAGAACUACGCGUGACGCAGGACAGCCUACGUCUGGUGCACCAGCACCUGGGGCGGCUGACGUCUGAUAACCUGGACAUCGCUGACGCAAUCUUCCUUUACUGUCAGCAAGCCAGCAUCCCCCCGCCCAGAGUGUCCAGCCUAGCGAGGGACAAAGCCUUCGCUGCAAGCGGCACGCACACGUGCAGCUCCAGGGAACUGGGCUAUGACACACUUUCUGCCUCGAAUGAAGUUGUGGGGGCGGCGUUGCCACGUUUCCUGCGAGGCGGUGCGGCGGUGCCAAGUCCACAGCCUUCUUCUUAUUUUUCCUAG
Molecule: messenger RNA, 2778 nt
Organism: Hyalella azteca
Lineage: Eukaryota; Metazoa; Arthropoda; Malacostraca; Amphipoda; Hyalellidae
Product: myosin-11-like
Exons: 18
Coding region: 7-2778 (923 amino acids)
Biological process (GO): inner dynein arm assembly; cilium-dependent cell motility; cilium movement
Cellular component (GO): axoneme
Source: RefSeq, a predicted model, not a curated record